Molecule: messenger RNA, 5715 nt
Organism: Pyrgilauda ruficollis (rufous-necked snowfinch)
Lineage: Eukaryota; Metazoa; Chordata; Aves; Passeriformes; Passeridae
Product: von Willebrand factor D and EGF domain-containing protein-like
Exons: 28
Coding region: 14-5509 (1831 amino acids)
Biological process (GO): anatomical structure development
Cellular component (GO): cell surface; extracellular region
Molecular function (GO): calcium ion binding; signaling receptor binding
Source: RefSeq, a predicted model, not a curated record
UGUCUUGGACACUAUGCAGCAGCCCUUUCCUUUCCAUCAGCAUCUCCAGCUUGUUGCCUACCUCUGCUGGAUUCCCUUGCUGGCCAUUAGCGCUGAGUCAGCGGCAUUAGCUCCGGAGUGCUGGCCGGGGGGGCACCGCAUCCUCCGGGACCCCCGCAGGAGCACCAGCUUCGACUCCCUGGAGCUGCAGCGAGCGGCCAGCGCGGACCUGCUGUGUGACCACUCCCUGCCCCCGGCAUGGUACCGCCUCAAGCUGGGCCAGCGGCCCGUGGAAAUGCCCACCCGAUGUGUCGAGAUGAACAAGUGUGGGACACAAGCUCCGGUGUGGCUGUCGCUGAAGUCUGAAUCCCUGCCAGCUCCUGGGGAGAGCAAGAGGCUGACGGGCUGUGCCACCUGGCAGGGUUUUGGGGGCACCAGGGACUGCUGCCUGUUCCGGAUCCCCGUGGCCGUCAGGAACUGCGGCGCUUUCUUUGUGUAUCUCCUGCAGCCCACGCCAGGAUGCAUGGGCUACUGUGCAGAAGACAAGCCCACAAGCCUGGCUUUGCGUCCGGCCAUCACUCCCGAGCUCGUGCAAGGCCGAGUCCACCUGAAGUGCAGCUACAGCCCCCCUGCCCCUGAGCCCCCAGUGCAGUUCAGGGUGCUCUGGUCUCGCCUCUCCAGCCCUGGGAAGAGGGAGCAGAUCCACCAGGAGACAACCCCGCAGCCGUUUUCCUACGUGGAGAUGGACGGCGCGAAUCUCCGCCUGGGAGACACGGUCUUUUGCACUGUCACAGCUUUUAGGAGGGGCUCUCCUGAGCAGCAGUCACUGCCUGAGGACAGCAAAAGUUUCUAUGCUGGGAUUAAGUUCUUACCAGAAUCACUAGAAAUUGCAGAGGAUGGCAAGGAGCAUGUUUUGACUGUCCUGAGCACAGUACCCAUUGCCUGUCCUGGGCAGGAUGAUUCCUGUAAAAUUACUUUGCAACUAAGUACUGAGGACUUGGGCAGCCAGGUCCCAGGGCCCCCUGACAUCGCCCUCUCGGCCUGCCGGGUGGAUCUGCUGCCGGAGCCGUGCUCGGGGAGCGGCUGUGCUGCGGCCACGGUGACGGUGACGGCCGUGACGGACUUCGCGCAGGACGGGCCCCGCGUCAGCCGCGUCAGCGCUCGGCCGGCCGCGCCAAGGGAUGGGCUCUGGAGGGCUCACACACCCAGGGAUGUGAAGGUCACAGUUCAAGACCUCCCAACAGGGAACUGCUACUCUUUCACUGAUCCACACAUUAUCACAUUUGAUGGAUGGCGCUACGACAGCCACAAGAUCGGGACGUUCCUGCUGUGCCGCAGCGAGUCGCGGGCGUUCGAGGUGCACGUCCGGCAGUGGGACUGCGGCGGCCACCGCUCCGCCACCGCCUGCAACUGUGGCGUAGCUGCACGAGAAGGGGGUGACACCGUGGUGCUGGACACCUGCAAUGGCCACUUUCAGGACAGCGGGCCCCAGCUGACCAUCAAAAGCACCGAGGCAUCGCCGCUAGUCAAAAUCCUGAAGUCUUACGGAGGCAGGAAAAUAACAUUCUUCCUGGAUUAUAGUGAGUGGCUUAGGGGAAUGAUAGUCUGGUCAUCUCAUGCAGAGGACAGAGGGACAUUUGAGCUCACUGUGGAGCAGCUAAUUCCUCCAGGGAAGAGUUUAUUUGACAAGACUCCAGCACCCUCUGAGAGGAAGCAAAGGAAAAAUUUCUGCAGAUGCCAGGAGAGCACCAAACCUGUGGCUGUGGAAAACACAAAAAAUGCUUUUCAGACUCCUUCCCAUGAGCCCUCUGGUUGCCAUCAUGACCAUGUGGACCACAGCUUUGCAAUCCCAUAUCUGGAUGUUACAUCUGAGUUUGUCACUCACGCAGAAGCAGAGUCAACUUUGAGAAAAGAGGCAAAACCACCAACUAAGACUUUUGGUCAAAGAUAUUUUUCUAAAUCAGUCCAAAAGCGAAGAAGCCCUGAGGUCCCACUAAAUCCCCUCCUACACAAAGUUUCCAUUAAUCUCAACAGUUCUAUUCACUCUACCAAACCAACAGGAGACCUAAUGAAAGCAAAGAGGCAAGACAAGUAUUAUAAAUAUUCAUCCUUUCACCCACUGCAUGGCCCAGCCCAGAGACACUCAGAGAGCUUUGCAUAUUUUUUCCCUGAGGAUUACUUUGAAGGGGUUCGGAUGAAAUUCCCACUGUCAUGGCCCACUCCCAAUGGCCUGACUGCCACCAAAGCUCAGGAGAUUUGCCACCAAAUUCUUGCAAAUUCCACCAUUGGCUUGGCGUGUAAAGGCCUCCUGGCAGAACACCUGGAUGAGGCAAUUGAUAUUUGCCUGCUGGACCUGCAGCUCAAAGACGACGUGGCUUGGGUGAAAGCACUGGUAGCCCUUUUGGAAAAUGAGUGUGAAAGGAGAGUGCUGGGGAGCAGGAAGGGAGAGCUCCCAGUUGGAAACCAGGCACCUGCUGCCCGGGAGGAGAUCCUCGCUGCUCUCCGGUGUCCCGCACUCUGCAGCGGAUGCGGAUGCUGCACGGAGCUGGGCUGCCAGUGCCGUGCAGGCCACAGCUCCCACGACUGCAGCACUGCCAAAAAGCAAGCUUUGGAAAUCACAGCCUUGGAGAACGGGGGCCUCUGCGACGUCCGAGCCUCGGAGUGCAGCAGGAUCCGGGUGUUUGGCCUCGGGUUCAAAGACUCUCCCAGCCUGCACUGCCAGGUCACCAGGCUCAUCCAUCUCAAUGGCGAAUGGAUAUCAAGAGAAGAAGAAAGCACAAAAGCAGAUUUCCUGAGCUCUGAGGCUGUGGACUGCCAGAUCCCACUCCUGAACAUCACAGAGGCCGUGCACUUCGUGGCCGGUGACGAGCCCUUUGCAAGAUGGCAAGUGAAAGUCACUAACGAUGGCUUGCAGUACAGCAACUCCCGAGUGCUGACCCUGUACGACGCGGUCUGCCAGCUCUGCCAACUCCACCCCACCGCACUUUGUAAAUUAAAGGAAAAUACAUGCAAUAUCGAUGGACUUUGCUAUGGUGAAGGAGAGUCAAGCCCUACAAGCCCUUGUCUUCUCUGUGAACCUGACAUUUCUAAGUUCACCUGGUCUGUUAAUGAAAACAACCUGCCUCCUGUGUUCCAGGCCCCCUCCAGCCAGCUGCUGACAUUUAUUGGUGAGAAUUUUGUUUACCAGCUAAUAGCAGUGGAUCCAGAAGGGUCAGCUGUGCUAUUCAUCUUGGAGGCUGGGCCACGGGAUGCCAGGCUCUCUCCUGCUGGCCUGCUGCUCUGGAAAGUGGAUUCAGAAGAAAUGCAGACCUUUGAAUUCACUGUGUCAGAUGAGUGCAAUGCACAGAGCAGAUACUCUAUUGAGGUCGGAGUGAAGCCCUGCAGCUGCCUCAGUGGUGGCACAUGUGUCACCAAUAUCAAAUACCCUCCAGGCCUUGGUGAAUACCUAUGCUUGUGUCCAAAUGGAUUUGAUGGAGAAUUCUGCCAGGAAGACAUCAGGGACUGCAAAUCAAACCCCUGUGGCAGCGGGACCUGCGUGGACAGCAUGGGGAGCUACUUUUGUAAAUGCCCCCCUGGCUUGGGAGGGCUUACUUGUCAGGAAGACAAGAAUGAAUGUGAAGAGAGUCUUUGUUUUCCUGGAGUAUCUUGUACUAAUACCUUUGGAUCUUAUGUAUGUGGAAUUUGCCCCACUGGGAUGGAGGGAAACGGUAAAACUUGCAAAUCUGUGCUUGCUGCUGACGUUACAGAAGCUUUAAGCAAUGGCAAAGGUGAAUUGAACAGGAUGAAGGUUAAGCAGCCACUGCAAUCCUUAGAGACAAAGGAUUCUCCUGUAAUUAAGAAUUUUAACAUAAGUGAUAGGCACGGAGCUGUGGCACAGGUCCCCAGCUGUGCCAGCAGGCCGUGUUUCCCUGGAGCGCCCUGCUUUGACCGCAAGCCCCCCUACCUUGGGUACCUCUGUGGCCGCUGCCCUGAGGGGUUUUUUGGAAAUGGUCGGAGCUGUACCAAAGUCCCCAGAGCAGUUUCAAGAUCUUUCCAAGCCCACGUGGAUUUUCCUGGAAGAAAUAUUGAAGAUGCUGGAGCCUCUCAUCAAGAUGUAUCUAAGACAUCAAGAAAUGUAUUUUCCCUUCUUUCUCAACCCCAAAUCCCAAGACAAGAUAUUACAUUCCUUUUGGAAAGAAACCCCACAGCCAUUCACACUCCAUCCCUUACAAUGGAAAGGGAGACUUCCCAAGCUCAGACACCACCAGAAAAACAGCCUGAUACGGAGUUCACAGCACCUGAGAAACAACCUUUUCAUGAGAAAAGAAGUGAUCUCACACCCCUUCUGCACGAGGAGCCAGAGCCCAGAGCCCCAGGUGUUGGUGUGACCUCCCACCCCUCUCUCCAUUUUAAGCAGCACAAAGAAACUACAGCACGGGCUGUUCCUCCCCAUCCCAACACAAAUCCAGGUUCAUUUCCUGCAGGCUCACAGACUCAUUCCAGGCAUGGUUACUCUCUCAGGAAAUGGCCCAGUCAAGUCUCAUUCUUGAGGAAUAACCCACCCCAGGGUUUCCCAACAGAGCAGCCCAGAGCAUCUCCCCUGGCCACGCGCCUCCCUGCUCCUCCCCGUUGGCUGGGCCCUUCCCUGGCUGCUCCAUCCCGGAGUGCUGGGUCUGCUCCUGGAAUAGGGCUCCCAGCACACAGCACAGCAGCCAGGAGGAUGCUCAGCAGAGCAAGGGGUGCUGUGGAGCUGCCAAAAACCAGCGGUGGGGUGCAGCACAGAGCAGUGUGUGCUGAGCUGCCCUGUUUCACGGGGGUGCAGUGUCAGCCAGCCGGAGAUGGAGAGUUCCAAUGUGGUCCUUGUCCCCCUGGAUACAGCGGUGAUGGAAUCACGUGUGAAGCUCAGUGUGAGCCCCCGUGUGAGCAUGGAGGAACUUGUUUGCCUCACAACACCUGUUCUUGUGCUUAUGGAUUUGUGGGGCCUCGGUGUGAAACAAUGGUGUGCAGCAGGCACUGUCACAACGGGGGCGUGUGUGUGUCACCAGACGAGUGCCAGUGCAGGCACGGCUGGAGCAGCCCCUCUUGUGAGACAGCUGUGUGCAAUCCUGUGUGCCUGAAUGGAGGAGUCUGUGUACGGCCAAACACGUGCUCCUGUCCUUCUGGUUUCUAUGGGCCACAGUGCCAGAGAGCUGUUUGCAUUCCCCCCUGUAAGAAUGGUGGUCACUGUGUCCGGACCAAUGUCUGCUCCUGCGCCGAGGGCUACACUGGGACAAGGUGCCAGAAAAGUGUCUGUGAGCCCACGUGCAUGAACGGGGGGAGAUGUGUCCACCCCAAUGUCUGUGACUGCCCGUCUGGCUGGAGGGGAAAGCACUGCAGCAAACCUGUUUGCCUGCAGAGGUGUCUCCAUGGAGGGGAGUGUGUGGGUCCCAACGUCUGCCAGUGCUCCAGAGGAUGGGUGGGAACGUUCUGCCAGACCCGUGAGUGCUCCUCAUUCCUGCAGUUUUGUAACGCCUCAGCUCUCAAUAGGAUGAAGAGAACAGCAGGACAAUGAAGACAAUAAUUUGGGUAUUGAUAAUCUGACCAAGCACGUUUUUCAUUUGGGAAGAUGCAGUGUGGAGAAAUGGAUAGUUCUCUCCCUUUUAUCCUUAUAUAAUCACACAGAAGAAUGAAGAAAAAAGCCAAAAUCUUUCUUUCAUGUCAAUAAACCAACAUUUAUUUUCAAACCUGUCUAUGGCAAGACUCAAAUUUAUGAUCUGC